Molecule: messenger RNA, 1270 nt
Organism: Nezara viridula (southern green stink bug)
Lineage: Eukaryota; Metazoa; Arthropoda; Insecta; Hemiptera; Pentatomidae
Source: the annotation of a GenBank genome assembly
UGGACAUCGAUAUCUCAUGAUAAUUUUUUAUCUUACGUGUUUCACAUCGACGUUGUCAAACCUUUCAAAUUAAAGUGACCUAUCUUGUAUAAAAAGCCACAUUUGACCAAAAAGAGUUAACAACGUUUCAGUGAGCGUUAAGAAACAUCACAUAAAGGAUGAAAGUUAUAUUACUUCUCGCCAUGGUGGCGUUUGCAGCAGCAACGCCUGCCAUUAAGGAACAAUGGAGCUCUUUUAAGAGACAAAAUCGGAAAUCAUACAAAACCAUUGAAGAAGAACGUCUUAGGAUGAACAUUUUUACGCAUCGUAUGAAUAUGAUCGAAGAACAUAAUGCCAAAUUCGAAGCUGGUCUGGUUACUUACUCUAUGAGGAUGAAUUAUUUAGGAGAUAUGCUGCCAGAAGAAGUGACCCAGUUGGGAUUCAACAGGACAGGUGAGAUGAGGCAAGUUCCCAGCUUCACAUUCCUUCCUCCAGCAAACGUUGAAAUCCCAGAGUCAAUUGAUUGGAGGCAGUCUGGUGCAGUCACUCCAGUGAAAAACCAAGGUAGCUGUGGAUCAUGUUGGGCUUUCAGCAGUACUGGAGCCCUAGAAGGCCAGCUUUUCAGGAAGACUGGAAAACUUGUCUCUCUCAGUGAACAGCAGCUUAUGGAUUGUUCAAGGAGUUACAAAAAUAAUGGAUGUGGAGGAGGAUUAAUGGACUAUUCCUUCAGAUAUCUGGAAGAUGUAGAGGGAUUGGAAAGCGAAGAUUCAUAUCCUUAUGAAGGAAAAGAUAACAGAUGUAGGUACAACAAGGAUAAGGUAGUGCCAGGAACCAAAGUCAAAGCAUACACUGACAUCCAGUCCUUGGAUGACGAAGCUCUCAAGGCAGCCGUAGCUACAGUUGGACCCAUUUCAGUCUCAGUCAAUGGAGGAAACGUGGAUUUUUCUGUUCUAUGAUGAAGGUAUUUUUGACGCUGAAGCCUGCUUAGACCAUGUGGAUCAUGGAAUCCUUCUAGUAGGAUAUGGAUCAGAAAAUGGUGAAGACUACUGGCUCGUCAAGAACUCCUGGGGCUCAGAUUGGGGAGAAGAGGGAUAUAUGAAGUUGACGAGGGCCAAGAAGAACGCCUGUGGUAUCUCUACUGCUGCUAGCUAUCCCAUUCUUUUAUGAGGAGCAGAAAUGAGAUCAUUUGAACAAAUUCCUUUCUGCAGUAAUUUAUUUAAUUUUAUUUUUCCUAGCCUGAAUUUUUAGUAGUAUACAAGAUCCAUAAAAAUAUUUGUAUAACCAAUACUUG